AUGUCUACCACCAAUCAAAAGAAUGGCGUAUCUGCCUUUGAUCUGGAGCCAAAUCCAUUUGAACAGAGUUUUGCUUCAACAAAGGAACAGCAAUCUGAAGGUUCAAGCGCACCUCCAAGCCAAGCGUAUUUACCACAAGAUUCACAACAUUUUCAACAGCGGCCAGAGUCAAGACCACCUGUAAACGUUGGGAGAGGUGCAGAUGGAAAGUCGCCAUUCUUAUACGGUUCUCAAAAGCCAAAUAUUCUAUCACCACCACUUUUAACUCCAGGUGGAUUUAGAAGAUUACCACCUCUAUUGCUAUCGCCAUCAUGCGUGCCGUCUCAAAAUUCUGGUGCCAAUAAUAAUAAUAAUAAUAAUAAUAAUAAUAAUAAUCAUCCUCAUAAUCACAAUCAUAAUAAUAACAACAACAAUAAUAAUAACAACGGUGUGGGCGUAGGACCUGUUUCUGCGUCGCAAACGAGUGGGAUUGCUGUAAACAAUAGCAACAACACUAGCUCUACAAGUACAGGUGGAGGCGCUAAUAAUGGUUCUGUCUCCAUUAAAGCAGAACCAAGUCGAACGCCGUCAUUCUUCCUCAAUCUUUCUAAAACUGGCUUAACUCCUAAUGAAUCCAGUUUAAGAACAGGUUUGACUCCGGGAAUACUGGCACCAGGACAACAACAUCAUCAUUAUCCAGCUUUACCAGCACUUAAUGGUGCUAACCAGGUUCAUCCGCAGGCGAAACCAGGCUCGGUGGUUAGUGGUGGUGUUACACCUGCUCCCUUUACACCAUGUCUGGGAUCUCUAUUAGGUUUCCCUGGAACUGCUUCUCCAGGUCAUGUUGGAAGACCUCCUCUCAAUCUCGAAGGUUCUUAUGCAGCUGCUGCUGAGCCAACAAUGGAUCAGGAUAAUUCUGCACAUCUGGCCAGAGAGCCUAAUAACGGACAACACCUGCAGCAUCACUUGCAGCAGCAUCAACAUCCACCGCCCAUUGCUCAACAGCAUCAUCAACAACAGCUACGAAAUCCACAACAACUACAGCAGCAGCAGCAGCAGCAGCAUUUGAAGAGAUCGCCUCCUCAACCAGAUUCUCCACAAGCUCAACAACAGCCAUUGUCGACUGGUAGAAAGAGGAAUACGAGUAAUGCGAGCAAGAGUUCUAAGGCGGCUAAAAAGAGUCAGAGUUCGACUCCAAAUCUUGCGGAAACUAGAAGAUUAUCGAAGAACGAAGAUAUAAGGCCUACCAUGGAUGAGUCUGGGGACAUGAAUGAAGAAGAUCAAGAACGUAAACGUAAAGAAUUUUUAGAGAGGAAUCGUGUAGCAGCAUCGAAGUUUAGAAAGAGGAAAAAGGAAUAUAUCAAACGUGUAGAGAUGGAUCUUCAAUUUUACCAAAAUGAGUACGAAGAUAUGGGAAGAGCGUUAGAUAAACUAUGUGGUAUAAUACCGGGAUCACCAACUCCAGCUGCGUCCUCAUCUCUCAUCUCACUCUUGGAAAAUUCCAUAUCCCAUAAUGAUGUGCCGUCCUCACUGUCGCUUUUAGCGCAUAUGAAGCAAGUGGUUUAUGAGACUAGAUAUUUCCAAAGAAAUGGUAGAAACCCCAGAAGAGAGAUGGAAAGUAACCAUAUGCACGAUACUGACGACGAAGAUAGGCAUCGAACCGACAAUGAUAGUAUAGGUAACGUGAGAAGUAUGAAUGGCAGUACAACGGAUCCUACAGAAUUAAAUCGAAUGAAGAGAUCUUCAUCUAUCAACUAUCCAGGUUCUGUUCCUGCUAAUUUUACUAAUACCGGUUUGCAAUCUCAACAUCAGUCGCAACAACAACUACAACAGCCGCGACAAGAACAGCCUCCACAUACGGCACCAAUUACAACCGGAUCUUUACCUAACUUCCCACCAGAAAGUGGGAGUUUUCAAGGAAUGAUUAAGAAUGAAACUACCGCCCCUUCGAUGUUGCCUGUUUCUUUGAUAGACGCCAGGCAAUCUAGGUCGGAACAGGAGGUAGCUAAUACCAUUGGUACUAUAGGAUCAUUACCAGACGUCAUAAGCAGUAGACCGGCAGCCCAUAUAAAUGAUGUCCAUGCACAGGGACCAUCCCAUGCAGAUAAUAUGUCUGACCUAAAGCACAACUCGUUAGUAGAUCUGGCGAACCAGUCGAUAAGGGCAGAACCUAUGUUACCAAAAUAUCCAAACACAGAAUAG
Molecule: messenger RNA, 2181 nt
Organism: Zygosaccharomyces rouxii
Lineage: Eukaryota; Fungi; Ascomycota; Saccharomycetes; Saccharomycetales; Saccharomycetaceae
Gene: SKO1
Product: Sko1p
Exons: 1
Coding region: 1-2181 (726 amino acids)
Biological process (GO): regulation of transcription by RNA polymerase II
Molecular function (GO): DNA-binding transcription factor activity, RNA polymerase II-specific; RNA polymerase II cis-regulatory region sequence-specific DNA binding
Source: RefSeq, a predicted model, not a curated record